AAGGAGUUUGAUUUAUAUGCUUUGGGGUCUGGCUAUUUGGAAGACGUAAUUAGAUAGUAAUUGCCAUUAAUGACAUAGCUGGCUCGUAUUAUUCCAUGGAAAUGGCUUUGAUUUAAGCCAAUCUGCAGAAGAUAUAUAUAUUGAAAUCGCCAAAAGAUCGAAAUACGAAUUACAAAUGACUCAUUGAAAGUCACCACAUGCGUACAAAAACACACUUCUCAAACAACUGAUCCUUCUAGGCGGGAUAACCCUUUGUAAGCUAGGCCGCUCUUUUGAAUGGCUUAUCGGAUGAGUGCAACUGGAAGAAUGAAUCUAUAGAAAUUGCUUUUAAUUUCCAGUGAAAGAGACGGAGAUUGUUAUCAUAACCAUUACAUCUCAGGCAACAAACGUAUGAAAAAUGGCCGUUAGUGCAAAGAGUCGUAACAUCCUGGGGAAAAUUCUACCUGCCGGAAAAGGUGAUUCAAAAAAGGAUGGAAAAAAGAAGGGAAAGAGGCGAGAAUUGACGCUGGAAGCUUUGUCUGUUUCUCAAAACUUUGACCCAGAGUCUUACGUCAUACCACUGCAAAACAAAUGGACGCUGGAUGACGAGAGCAUCAGGGCCAGUGACGCUUCUAAUAAUGACGAGCGGCAUCUUUUGUCAAAUGUAUCCAAUAACGACGACUUGAUUAUAAAAUCAAUCCACGCAAAAGCUAAAAAGAGGAACACGGCACCCGGGAAAAUUGUCACUGCUCAAAUUAUUGAAAAUCCAUCAACAGAUGAUAUAUCAUUGCCAAGAAGAGUCUCAAGAAAGAAAUCUUUGAAACCAAAAAAGGAAUCGAUAUCUGCCAGAAAAAGUGACCAUUCUUCCUUGCUGAAGAAUCUGGAUGGGAUUGAUGGAGUUGGUUACGUGCCAUCGCAUCCAAAGUUGAAGCAAAGAUCUUCUGAAGUCGGACUGAAGGUGACCAACGGAUACGAAGAAACGCAAAAUAGCGCACUGACCAGUUUUCAGGAUACUUGGACUGUGCAGUUACAACACAAUGGCGAUCCUCCGGAGCCAAAUGCGAACGGUCCAGUUUCAUAUAACGACGAAGAGCAUCCGGACAUAGAAAGGAUGUCGUCCAUUCCAGGAAUGGUGGAAAAAGAUUUCGAUGAAGAGGAAUUCAGUGAUUUGGAUAUUGACCGUGUAGAAUUGGUCGCUGAAAGCGAUGAAUAUGAGUAUGAUAACUUUGACGAUCGCUGGUCGGUUGGAACACCAUCUCUACCGCCAUUAUCCUUGUCAUCUUCAGAAGAAUCAAUUGACAGAGGUUUUGACCAAUCAAGUCAAUCUGAUUUUUCGACGUUAGCGUUUCAAAGAAGCAGGAUUCCAGUACAAAACUCUACAGUUGUAGAAGCUGAAGAAAAUGGUUUUGACACAGAUCUGCAGUCAAAGGUUAUUUCACUUCAAAAGUAUUACCAAGUUCUAGCAGAAGCUGUAGAAAGUCAGAGGAAGUUGCUGUUACGCAAAUCAGAUGUGACCGACAGGAAGGAAAGACAUUUAAAAAAACAAAGAAAUAACGAAACAAGGAUGAUAGAGCAACGGUUCACCAGGCUAGAGUCUCAUGUUGUCACUUUAGCCAGAAGUGUGGCACACCUUUCUGCGGAAUUAAAGUCCCAGAAUGCAAUUCGAAAUCAGGUCGCCACUCUUCAGAAAGAUAUGUAUGACGUAAAGAGCAGACGAACUAAUGAACUGCAAUAUUUGCAAGAAAGAGUAAGACUCGUGGAAACUGAUAAGUUAUCACAAAAAACUAUAAGAAAACUUCGCAGAUUCUUUGGCGAAGACCCUGGACAUCCUCUAUUGUACAAUUUUCUCAAAGAGCUUGGAUAUGAGGAAUAUUCUAAACUGUUUCAAAAGGCAAAAAUUGGGAUAAUGGAGCUACCAUAUACAAGUGAUGAACAAUUAAAAGGAGCUGGAAUUCCUGCUGGGCCAAGGAAAAGAAUUCUUGAAAAUAUUAAGCACUUAUACUAGAUUGUGCAUUAGUCAACUUUAAUUUUGUUGUCAGAUUUUGAUGUGGCUUUAGAUGAUUUGUGGAAAAUGAAGAUGAUUUGCUAAAUUAUUAUUCAACCUUGCUUUUAUUAACUAAGAACGACAAGACAUGACAAUAAGAGCGUUAAAUUUCCACAAAUCUUACAAACUCCAAGCAUAUUUGCAAUACAUUGCUUUUCUGUCUUAAUUUACCUGCAUGCGGGAUUAUCAGAGAAAUUGGAUUAAUUUCUCAAAGUAUAGAAAAAAGAACAAUUUAUUAGUGUGGCAGGAAUAGUAGAAAGGGAGGAACUACAUGAGAAAAAACCGUAUAUGUCUUUUUAUCAUAUUUACCCUUUUUCUGGAAAAUAAGCUAGGAAAGGAAAUUUCUCCUGUAGAAAAAUUAUGCACAAUUCAGCAAGCUGUUUGUUUAUGAAUAAAUUUUGCUUUAAGCCACAACACUUUAUUUUAGAAUUUUGAAUCUUUUCUAGUACUUUAUCUAGAAUUUAUAUUUUGAAGCAAGUUGUAUGUAAUUAUGUAAAUAAAAUAAUUUAGUUUGAAAUUAUACUUCUUUUCUUUAUCUUCUGUUUCAUUUGCUGAGCAUUCAAGGGUACACCAUAGGAGCUAUUGUUGAUAUUUAAACUUCCUUCUCUUGUUUGACAAAACUAUGACAUUGAUUUUAUUCUUCACUGGUGAUUUUUGUUAAAAGAAUUGGAGAGAUUGAAGGGUUCUUUACUUAAAAAUGUUUUUCAUUUUGAUAACCAUUAUUGGGUCUUUAAACAGGGAUUGUAAAUUUCAAAUACCUUGUUCCUUCCAAAAAGCACCGAGCUCGGAAAAGCACCCAGCACCAAUUUUAGAAGCCUUGGUAUAGCUUCAGCAAGAGGUUUAUAUGAAAUACAUUUGGUUAUAAACAUACACAUAUAUUAUCAGGAUUGAACAAUGAGACUACAUCUUCACUUUGACAAAAAGAGGCAAUCUAAAAUUGCAUUGAAAAUAUAUUUUCUGAAAUGUUGUAGUUAACCAUUGGUCUUCAUAUGCUAAGCCCAAUACAUAAAUUCCUUAUUAAACUUGAUUUGAUGGUUUUUUGGCAUAAAGUGGUGCUCGGUUCUUCAAAAAGUUAAGAAAUUUCAGGGCUGGAUCUUUGAAAACUAAGAAAGUUGACAAAUUUAGAUAUUCAAAGUUUCAAAGGAAAUUGUGGUGUAAGAGUGAAAUAUUUCAACAAUACAGUAAUGUGCUGAACAGGAAACGACAAAUACAGUAUGACAUUGAGGGUUUUUGAGAAAUAUAGCAUAUUAUAGCAUUUCAUCUUCUCCAUCACUGCGCAUGCUUAGUGACGUAAAACAUUUCAACUUCAUGUUAACAAAGUGUUAAGAAAUUUUUAGUGCUGAAAUUAGGAAAGAGCUAAGAAAGUCUGGGGGCUGGGCUGAAAAAAACUUUCUUAUAAAAGAAACGUGUAAUUCUAAUUUACUGUUUAAUUUUUAUAAGUUAUAAAAUAAUCACGUUUAGGAUUGAUAUCAUCAUCUUUGCUCAGUUCUUCUGAAGAUGAGAAAUUUGUCGGUUCUUUAUUUGAUCCCGGAGCGCGUCUUUCACCUGUCUUGUUGGCAGCUUUUGACGAGCUCUUUCCUCUUUGUAAAAAAUGUGACAACAAGCCAUACAAAAUAGGUAUUUUGUUAGGCUCUGAAUCAUCAUCAAUAUUAAGUUCCUGAAUGAGAUAUCUUCUGUCCAUUUGGUCUUUUGGUUGCCCAGUCUCGACUGUUAACACAGAACUUGUGUACUUAUACUUGUUAAAUUCUAAAUAUUCUCGUAUGAGUUCAUUUAUUAGGAAGUUCUCGUUUGAGAGUGUUGGCUUCAUUUCAGAUGGUUCAUCUAAAGCAUUGAAAACUUCUGCUCUUAUCCUUGCACGAACUUGCCCGAGAACUCCUCGAUUCUCUAAAGUUUCUUUGAGUACUUCUUUCAGGUCUUC
Rhopilema esculentum is the source of this 3941-nucleotide messenger RNA. The record is from RefSeq and is a predicted model, not a curated record. NCBI's taxonomy places the organism in Eukaryota, Metazoa, Cnidaria, Scyphozoa, Rhizostomeae, Rhizostomatidae.